Molecule: messenger RNA, 4052 nt
Organism: Sphaerulina musiva SO2202
Lineage: Eukaryota; Fungi; Ascomycota; Dothideomycetes; Mycosphaerellales; Mycosphaerellaceae
Product: MOZ_SAS-domain-containing protein
Exons: 4
Coding region: 517-3849 (1110 amino acids)
Biological process (GO): regulation of DNA-templated transcription
Molecular function (GO): histone acetyltransferase activity
Source: RefSeq, a predicted model, not a curated record
CCAGAUUCCAUCGCGACGAAGUCGUCCUUGUCGCAUCGAGCUGCAGUGUCCAUCGAACCGCAAAACGCCCACUCAAACCACGGCAGUCAGCACUCACGGCGGCUUGUUGUCCGCGGACCCGCAUUAGUCAGGUGCACAGCGAAGGGAGUUCCCACGACGACAGUGACAACGCGCUCAGAAUACCUCGCCGUCACUGGAUCAAGGCUUCAGACCAUCUACGAAGCAGAAGACGCGUUAUAAAGCUGCGACGACACGUCCCCCGACACGUCCUGGCCUCGGAGACGACCAGGUUACCAGACCGCGGAGCAGCGACCGUCAGAGAAGGACAGCAGCAGGCGUGCUUCAUACACAACAACAUUACGAGCGGAGACGGCGGAGAGGUCAGUCACAUGGGAUAGCCCAGGAUCCGCCAGACGAGGCAAGGUGGCUACCAUCGUUCUGAACCACGCGCACCCCACCCCGAGCAGGGUGCGCGGCCGCGGCGUGAAUUACAUAGCUCACCUCGCUUCUGAACAGAUGGAGCUGGAUGAGAAUGCCGGUGCGCCGGGAGAAAAGAUUGGGGACGAAGAAGAAGAAGAGGACAUCGAGAUGGAUGACGAGGCAGAUGCCGAAGGGGAGGUGGAAGAACCAGAACUGGGCUCUGAAGCAGAUGCCGAUGGCGAGAUCGAAGAUGAGGAUGAUGAAGGCGAGUUCGUUGGCGCUGUGAAAACAAGAUCAAGUCGAGCAAGAUCCAGGCGCACGCCGGAGGACGAAGAGUCAGAAGCCUACGAAGGCAACGCAGACAACGAGUCGGAUAGUGCGAGCUCGCCUGCCGAAGGCAGCUGGCAGGCCGUCGAAGAUGCCGAAGAUGACGACGACGACGACGACAGCAAGCUGCAGAACGUGGAUGCCAAUCGUUGCGUUUUCUGCAAGCAGACCGAGGAAAAUGAUCCAAGCGAAGAUUUUGAAGAGUAUCUGGCUUGUGCUGUGUGCGGUGACAACGCCCACCGGCAAUGUGCCAGAGAUGCAAGCUCACUGGUCGCCGAUCAAGAAGCGGCACAUUGGCGUUGUCAAGACUGCGUUGCUAAUGGCCUCGAAGAAGACUUCAAAGAUGUGCCCCAAAUGUUGUCCAGCCGUCGACGGUCUUCUGCGCCGAAGAUGGCUCGGGACUUAUUACCGCAGGCCCGUGGCGGUAUUAAGCCUGGAUCGCAUUCUGUUUUCAAUACUCUUAUCCUCCCCGAUGACGAAAUGGAUGGCUCACGAUCGCUGAGGAAACGCAAAACUCCUUCCGAAGACAUCGAUGAAACCUCGCGCACUGCCAACCGGAAACGGAGAAAGACGACGCCGCCUGAAGAAGAGCAGCCCGAGUCCGUGCCUGAGAUCGUUGUCGAGCCUGCGGAGAGCAUCGAAGAAGAUGGGAAUGAACCACAACAGUCAAGUUCGCCGAAAGCACGUACUAGCCGCCCACAACGACAGAAGAAGGACAGUCUCGGUGCCAGAAUCAUCCACCGUUCAGACAAUCCCAAGAGCGCCAUCAUUGCCAUACCGGUCACUGUUGCGCAAUUCGAAACCAUUGAAAAGGAUGUCAUCAAGAAACAGAAACGUCGCGAGCGUGAUCGAGCACGCAGAGCCCGCAAUAGUCGGCGGACCGUCACCGCUGAACCGGAGGAAGGACCUGGAGCUGCUGCCACUAUUCCAGUCGUGCAGACUACCAUGUACACGAAUCCGUUUUUCCCGUUUCACGACCGGAACACGGACGAGAAUCAAGGCAAACCAUACGGUGGUAUCCUCACCGAGCUCGAAGCGGACACGAAAAGAACAUAUCCGGAAGAAGCAGACCGAUUGGCAUUCCAGGCUGCUCGCGAGAAGGCUGAUGAGGAGUGGAAACAGAAGAUUGCACGGCAGAAUGGUGACACGCCUGCACGAUCGAAGAAGUCGGCACCCGCUAGCAAAAUCAGGUGUAUCAAUUUCGGGCGGUACGAAAUCGACACCUGGCAUGCUGCACCGUAUCCGGAGGAGUACAGCAGGAACGAGCAUCUGUAUAUCUGCGAAUUCUGCCUCAAGUACAUGAACUCGGACUACGUCGCCUGGAGGCACAAGCUGAAGUGCUCAGCGCGUCACCCUCCUGGCGACGAGAUUUACCGCGACAACAUUAUCAACCCAGAAACCAAGCAAGAGACCACUCUAUCCUUUUUCGAGGUCGAUGGCCGACGUAAUCCUUUGUACUGCCAGAACCUGUGCUUGCUGGCCAAGCUUUUUCUGGGAUCGAAGACCUUGUACUACGACGUCGAACCCUUUCUCUUUUACAUCAUGACGGAAAACGACGCCCAUGGAUGCCACUUUGUUGGCUACUUUUCCAAAGAAAAGCGCGGCAUGGGCCCUGCUGCUCCCCCAAUGGAACCAUGGACUUCAUUUGAUGAGAACGCGCAGACUACGUCUGGAGCCAGUCAGGGACUCGAAGGCACAGCGCAAGAUCCCGCAUUGCAGAACCCUGGAAACAACGUGUCGUGUAUCCUCGUUCUGCCUGUGCACAUGCGUCGCGGCUUUGGCAGAGUGCUCAUCGAGUUCUCAUACUUGCUGACCCAAGUGGAAGGCCGCACGGGAUCACCGGAGAAGCCAUUGUCAGACAUGGGUUUGGUGUCUUACCGAUCUUAUUGGCGCAACGUCCUCUGCAAACUCCUGCUUCGAUACCGCGAUCAUGAGGACGAGGCUAAUGCCAGCAAGCAUCUCACCAUCGUGCGAAUCGCCAAAGAGACUGGCAUGACUCCUGACGACAUUGUCUCUACACUCGAAGGUCUGCGAGCUCUGGUUCGAGAUCCGCUCACUGGCACGUAUGCGCUGCGGCUCGAUUAUGACUACAUGAGAGAAUACGUCGAUAAGCACGAGAAGAAAGCCACGAUCAAAAUUAUUCCGAAGAACCUCUGCUGGACACCAUAUAUCAUGGGCCGGCCGACGAAUCUCUUUGCUAUGGGAGAAGAGACGAAUCAGCCAAUCCAGACAGUCGCAUCUCGGCCAGACGAGACAUCCGAGUUGCCCGCGCAGCCUGAAGAAGGCGUUCAACAAACUCUUCAGCUCGACAAGGAAGCCGAAGCCAAGGAUGGUGGUACUGCCGAUAGGGCCAUCGACGUGGCGACGCCCACAACUGAGCUUCCACCCCUUACACUGAACGGCGUUGAUGCCUCUCCGAAAUCUCGCAAAAAGACACCACCGCCGCUGACGUUGACACCUCAAGCGUCCUUCAUUGUGGAGAAAUCCAAAGACUCCCCUUCGCGUCGUUCUCCGCGCAAGACGCCUAAUGGAAAUACGACGACGAUGCACAUCCGCACGAAAUCUCAACAGCUGGGCUCCGGAGAAGCUACACCUAAUUCCGAGGACUCGGCCGGCUCAAUACCCACUUCCGCAGGAUCUAUUCCACCUUCCCGAUUCGAAGUAUUCCCACCGGUUCCCGGCAUGCCGCAAACUGCCAAAAGACGUGCCAACCGGCCUUCUGCACGGCGAACCAACUAUCGAAAUGCUUAUGGCACUCCCGCUCGACGGAAGCGACCUGAUCACCGGAAUGGUGAAAGUCCGUCGCAAGCGAGGAAUCGUCGCACCACAUCGAGUGGAGGAGGAGGAGGUGGUGGCAAAGCUAGUGCAGCUGGUCCGAGCAGUCUGAGAAGGGGCAGAAGCAAGCUAGGUGACACGGUGACUGUUGCAGAGGCGGAUCGCGCGAUGGAUGAGGGGGAGGAGGAGGAGUGUGAUACGGCAGCUAGUAAAGCAGCGGCUGGAGACGACAUCGAGGACGACGAAGCUGAUGCUCCUGGAGAAGAAAUUGACGAUGAAGCCGACGCUCCGGGAGAGGAGGAAGAAGAAGAGAUUCAGUACGAGUAAUGAGCACAACUGCUGCGACUUCUCUUUUUCUUUUUCCCUCCCCUCCUCUCCCUCUCUCUACCUCUUUUUAAGAUUCAGCAGCAGGCAGCGCUGCAUCAUCAUUUCUGUUCAGAGCAGAGCAGAACAAAACAGAGUAGUAGCAUUAGCAGUAGCAUUAGUAGUAGCUCAGUAGCAGUAGUAGAGAGUGUAUAUAUACCCAUCCC